AUGUCACGUGCGGCACUAUUCUUCGUCUUGCAGGCAGCAGCGACUGUAGUUGCUCAAGUAGUUCCUGGGGUUUGGCAGCAAUGUGACGGUAUUGGUUGGAGACCAGAAUUGAAAGGUCUAUGUCAAGACGGGCUUUUUUGCACCACAUACAAUUCUUACUACGCACAGUGUAUUCCCGGGCCAACUCCCACGACACGGUCACCAACUCCGGAGACUACUUCACCGACGACUUCAUACAGAACAUCUAUUAAUCAUACUUGCUCUCAGCUUAGCACAUGCACUACUUAUCCAUGGUGCUGUGGGGCUACGAAAACUGAUUGCAGGACAUACUGCCUUGGACAAACUGCUCCAACUAUUCAAAGGACAACUGUGACUUGCUCCUGCCCCCCCAAGACGUCUACUAGUCUUCUAGUUGUUCCGCCGAUGCCGACGGCGGUGAGGGAGAUCAAGAGGCAAGAAUAUGUUACCACUUGUCCAAUGGAGACUUAUUAUACGACAUAUGCACUAUGCUGCGGGGCGUCCGGAACUGCAACGGGAAGCGUUUGCAGGGGUUCUCGCCACACUACAAUCGACCACCCAAUCCCUCGAUGCGUGAUCUGCACAAACACUACGACUUGUCCGAUGGAAACUUAUUAUACUACAUACCCACUGUGCUGCGGGGCAUCUGGAACUGCAACUGGUAGCGUGUGUAGUGGAUCCCGUCAUACCCCUAUCCCGCACCCUGUUGUUAGAUGCGCGAGCUGUACUACGGGAUAUCCUCCAGUUGCUACUGCGAUAGUUACGAGGAUUGACGUCGUCAGGGUGGAUUAA
Molecule: messenger RNA, 810 nt
Organism: Orbilia oligospora ATCC 24927
Lineage: Eukaryota; Fungi; Ascomycota; Orbiliomycetes; Orbiliales; Orbiliaceae
Exons: 5
Coding region: 1-810 (269 amino acids)
Biological process (GO): carbohydrate metabolic process
Cellular component (GO): extracellular region
Molecular function (GO): cellulose binding
Source: RefSeq, a predicted model, not a curated record